Molecule: messenger RNA, 1113 nt
Organism: Grosmannia clavigera kw1407
Lineage: Eukaryota; Fungi; Ascomycota; Sordariomycetes; Ophiostomatales; Ophiostomataceae
Product: gcn5-related n-acetyltransferase
Exons: 3
Coding region: 1-1113 (370 amino acids)
Molecular function (GO): acyltransferase activity, transferring groups other than amino-acyl groups
Source: RefSeq, a predicted model, not a curated record
AUGCGAUUCGAAGACGUGCCGGUGCGGCCGACGGCGGGACAGCUGCAUCGUCUGGGCAGCCAUGUGCCGUUCUCGCUCGGCCUGCUGCGGCGGCUGCAGUCGGCAGCUGGAGCAUUGGACCGGGCAGCCGAAGAUGCGAUCUCGGGUGGGAGCAGCGCGUGGGCGCAUGUCUUGUUUGUGUAUGCAGACGACGACGAGAAGGACGGGGCGUUUGCGGCAGCGUAUGUGGACCUCUCCAAGGCGCCGGAGACGCAAGUCUGGCUGUACGCCUCGGACGAGGAUGCGGACGGGGUGAAUGACGGCACAGCGGUGCCUCAGGUCGAUCGAGGCGCAGCUCUGGCGGCCAGCUGGUCCGAGGCACGGCGCACACGCAUGCGGUCACUCGUAGGGGCUCUCUUGCGACGUGUGCGCAGCCUCACGGCCGAGCAGGCGCCGUUGGUCGAAGCCGUGGCCGCUCACUGCACGACAAACGUCAAGAUCAACAUGCAGGAGGGCCUGCGACAUGUUCUGGCGCCCAACGUCACGGCCAAGGGCACAACCACGACGACAGCAGGUGUCAAUGGCAGCGUCACGGCCGUGUACUGGGAUGCCUAUGAUCGCUGGCUGUUUCGCGUGGCCGACAUUCCACCGGCGCCGUCGCCUGUCGACGGUGAUGAGGAUCUCGUGGCUGUUCGUGGAUUCGACCGACCGCUGCGUUGGGAUGUUGUUCGUCAACCGGAUGUGUCUCUGAUACAGUCGCGGACACAUAUUCCACGGAAAGAAGAAUCACUUCUCCUCGUUCCAUCAGUUGCCCUUCGUGACGGCAACACCCUCAUCGCCUGGGCCUUUCUCGGCGUCGACGGCAGCAUCUGGACGCUACAUUGUGAGGAGCCGUUCCGUGGCCGCGGCAUCGCCAAGGUCCUUGCCGCCCGCCUUAUUCGGCUUCACAACGGCAUCUUCAGCAAGAACACUGGCGGCAUUGACGACGGCUGGUCUCACGCCGACGUCUCGGCCACCAAUCCGCAGAGCCAGGCGGUAUGUCGUAGUAUUGGCGGCCAACGGGCCUGGUCGUGUGCUUGGAUCAUCCUCAACUACGAUAGCUUUGGCGACGAUAUUCCCGGCGAAUGGACAUAG